UCCGCGAGAAAACGGAGCUUGGCCCAAAAGUUGUGGGAAAACAAAGGAUGACGGGAAGGCUCACACUUUCGCAGGCAAAAGCCCAGACAACCUAUCGCCUAAAUAAUAAUUGAAUUUAUGAACUACACUAAAUAUGUAACAUGAAUGUAAUUCUCUCUAUUUGCAUUUUAGUAUCGGAUGCCCAAAACCAUGGAACUGCCAUCCUUUUCCGCUGCGCGCUUUCAGAUAACUCCAUCCAUUUUCAAACAACUAAAUGGGUUUAUUCAUAUUCGAAAGUCUUCAUAUUUUACUACUACUUCAUUGAGCACUGCUUGGAAAUCCAGAGCAGGCUCCAGUCUUCAUCGAGGGCCUUGUGAACGACAAUUUAAGAAAAAUGAAAGGCUCGGAUGUAGUAGAGUUGAAGCCUCUCCCGUGUCCAAGGAAACUCGUGGAAAUCUCAAAGGUGAGGAAACAGACAGCAGUGAGGAUGAAGAUGCCUCUUGGCCUGAGGAUGAAGAAGAGGGUUGGGGGUUUCCCUUAUCUCAAUUCUUCAACGAUUUCAAACUUAUUAAUGUGAGAAAUGAUGAUGAUGAGGAUGAUUUAGAUUAUCUGACAGAAGAUGAGAAUGAAUUGCAAGUUGGCAGUGUUGAUGUUGCAGUCAAGGAUAUCACUGCUAAGGACUGGGAAGAUGUAGUGUUUGGUGAUAUAAGUCCUUUGGUUGUGCUCGUCUACCAGAGAUAUGACAGACCAAUUGAGAACAUGAAAGUGCGUAAGGAGCUAGAAAAAGCAAUAAAUGUCUUUUGGGACUCAGAUAAAGCAGCUCCAAGGCAGGCAGUCAAGUUUGAGGCUACUGAGGAAACCAAACUGGCAUCCACAUUGAAUGUUGAAGAAACGCCUGUAGUCAUUUUUAUCAAAGAUGGCAAGCUAGUACAUCGUCAAAAAGAAAUUCUUGUGGCAGAUGAUUUAGCCAAGAUAAUGGCCUACUUCUAUUAUGGAGCUAACCAACCUGAAUGUCUUAAAUCUACAAAAUUAUCAGAAGAGGAAGUUCCUAGUCUGGCAUGAUUCUGUAAAUGUGGUACUCGUGAAUACUUGCCUUUGAUAUAAAAUUGUACAUGGAUGGAGAGAGGGAACGUUUGUGGCAUAGAAAUUGGAUGUUUAGUAGGCUUAUUCAUGAGGACCAUUAAUGGCAACAAAAUCAAUUAUGGGCAAAUGAUUAUCAUUUUAGCCCGUGCAAGUCUCACUGGCUCCUGCAAAUUCAUUUCAUAGAUGAGGAAGACAAUUAUUUGUUUUCUGUACUUACAGAUAUGGUUCACAUCAUUGUAGUAUUUAAAGCCUUGUUUUUGGAAUGAAUGAUAUGUCGAAGGGUAUAAAUAAUUAAGGAAUCAAAUUCAUAUUAACAGAGCCCUUUCAUUCA
Molecule: messenger RNA, 1393 nt
Organism: Cryptomeria japonica (Japanese cedar)
Lineage: Eukaryota; Viridiplantae; Streptophyta; Pinopsida; Cupressales; Cupressaceae
Product: thioredoxin-like fold domain-containing protein MRL7L, chloroplastic
Exons: 5
Coding region: 178-1041 (287 amino acids)
Biological process (GO): chloroplast organization; regulation of DNA-templated transcription
Cellular component (GO): chloroplast stroma
Source: RefSeq, a predicted model, not a curated record